AUGACGGAAACUACAUCGAUUCCCGAAGCGACCCAGGCCGACAAGCCCCUGGGCAAGCAGUGGCAUGCGCCGAAAAAGGCCUUUCGCCCGACCGCAGGCCUCACAUCGUACGAGAAGCGCACCAAGGAGCGCGCCUUGAUGGCGCAGAUGAAGGCCAAGGAGAAUGAGAUGAAGGCGGAGAAGAAGGCAGAGCGCCAGCGCAAGGUUGACGCGAUCCGCGAGAAGCGAGCAAAGAAGGAGGAGAAGGAGCGAUACGAGAAGCUGGCCGAGAAGAUGCACAAGAAGCGCAUCGAGCGCCUGAAGCGCAAGGAGAAGCGCAACAAGCUGAUCAACUCGUGA
Molecule: messenger RNA, 339 nt
Organism: Cordyceps fumosorosea ARSEF 2679
Lineage: Eukaryota; Fungi; Ascomycota; Sordariomycetes; Hypocreales; Cordycipitaceae
Product: Cgr1
Exons: 3
Coding region: 1-339 (112 amino acids)
Source: RefSeq, a predicted model, not a curated record